Messenger RNA from Exophiala spinifera, 5598 nucleotides. Its product is annotated as fatty acid synthase subunit alpha. The transcript has a single exon. Gene Ontology annotation, molecular function: 3-oxoacyl-[acyl-carrier-protein] synthase activity; holo-[acyl-carrier-protein] synthase activity; fatty acid synthase activity. Gene Ontology annotation, biological process: long-chain fatty acid biosynthetic process. The record is from RefSeq and is a predicted model, not a curated record. The coding region runs from base 1 to 5598 and encodes 1865 amino acids. Gene Ontology annotation, cellular component: fatty acid synthase complex. Lineage: Eukaryota; Fungi; Ascomycota; Eurotiomycetes; Chaetothyriales; Herpotrichiellaceae.
AUGCGUCCUGACGUUGAGCAAGAGCUCGCCCACACCCUGCUCGUUGAGCUCCUCGCAUACCAAUUUGCUUCUCCAGUGAGGUGGAUUGAAACCCAAGAUGUCAUUCUCGAGACAAACAGAACGGAGAGGAUUGUCGAGAUCGGCCCCGCAGACACCCUGGGUGGUAUGGCAAAGAGAACGUUGGCAUCCAAAUACGAAGCAUACGACGCAGCUACCUCUGUCUCACGCCAAGUUCUGGCAUACAACAAGGAUCAGAAAGAGAUUUACUAUGAUGUCGACCCCAUAGAGGAGGAGCCUGCUCCUGCCCCGGCUGCUUCCUCCUCAGCUCCUGCAGCUCCCGCAGCCAGCGCCGCGCCAGCACCAGCGGCAGUGGCAACACUUCCUGCUGCGUCGGCCGGUCCUGCUGCAGCCGUCGCCGAUGCUCCAGUCGCUGCCGUCGACAUUCUCAGAGCCUUGGUUGCCCAAAAACUCAAGAAGCCGCUGGCAGACAUCCCUUUGAGCAAAGCCAUCAAAGACCUGGUUGGUGGAAAGUCUACACUACAGAAUGAAAUCUUGGGUGAUCUAGGCAAAGAGUUUGGCUCGACUCCAGAGAAACCAGAGGACACCCCUCUCGACGAGCUGGGUGCUGCUAUGCAAUCCACAUUCAAUGGCCAACUAGGCAAGCAGUCGUCGUCUUUGAUUGCUCGCUUGGUGUCCUCCAAGAUGCCGGGUGGCUUUAAUAUUACGGCGGUGAGAAAACAUCUGGAGACCACUUUUGGUCUAGGUCCAGGUCGACAAGACGGAGUGCUCUUACUCGCACUGACAAUGGAGCCCGCCUCUCGCCUGGGUUCUGAGAACGACGCGAAGACCUAUCUUGGGGAUGUUGCGCAGAAAUACGCUUCGGCCGCGGGCAUUAGCCUAUCUUCGGCAUCCGCGGCUGGUGCUGCCGCCGCUGGCGCUGGUGCAGGUAUGAUGAUGGAUCCUGCGGCCAUCGACGCUCUCACCAAGGACCAACGUGCUCUUUUCAAGCAGCAGCUCGAGUUAUUUGCCCGAUACCUGAAGAUGGACCUCCGAUCUGGCGACAAGGCUUUCCUGGGUUCUCAGGAAAACAACAAGGCCCUUCAAGCUCAACUCGAUCUGUGGAAUACUGAGCACGGAGAAUUCUAUGCCUCCGGAAUAGAACCAUCCUUCAGCGCAUUGAAAGCUCGCAUAUACGAUUCGUCCUGGAAUUGGGCUCGCCAAGACGCUCUCAGCAUGUACUACGACAUCAUCUUUGGACGUCUGAAGGCUGUUGAUCGUGAGAUUGUCAGCCAAUGCAUCCGCAUUAUGAACAGAUCGAACCCGACACUCAUCGAGUACAUGCAGUAUCACAUCGACAAUUGCCCAACAGAUCGAGGCGAGACUUACCAGCUCGCCAAAGAGCUGGGUCAGCAGCUGAUCGAAAAUUGUAAAGAUGUCCUCAACGAGGCGCCUGUGUACAAAGACGUUGCUAUCCCUACUGGUCCUCAGACGACCAUUGAUGCACGUGGUAACCUCGACUACAAGGAGGUUCCCAGACAAAGCGCCCGCAAACUGGAGCAAUAUGUUCGCGAGAUGGCUGAGGGCGGCAAGAUCUCAGAAUACAGCAAUCGUACCAAGGUUCAAAAUGACCUUCGCAACGUUUACAAGUUGAUCAGGAAGCAGCACAAACUCUCCAAAGCCUCCCAACUCCAGUUCAACAGCUUGUACAAAGAUAUUGUGCGUGCUCUCGCCAUGAACGAAUCUCAGAUCAUGCCUCAGGAGAAUGGUGAUGUCAAGAAACCUGGGCGAAAUGGAUCACUAACCCGUGCGACGAUGAAUGGCACGCUGAAGCAAGGGAAGACUGAAACCAUUCCAUUCCUCCAUCUCAAGAAGAAGCAAGAGCACGGCUGGGAAUACAGCAAGAAGCUUACAGGCAUCUACCUCGAUGGCCUUGAAAAUGCCGCUCGAGCUGGUAUUACCUUCCAAGGUAAAAUGGCUCUCAUGACUGGCGCUGGCGCAGGCUCGAUUGGCGCAGAGGUUCUUCAAGGUCUUAUCAGCGGCGGCGCCAAGGUCGUGGUUACCACCAGCCGUUACUCACGUGAGGUCACCGAAUACUACCAGUCAAUGUACGCACGAUUCGGCGCUCGUGGUGCUCAGCUGGUGGUUGUCCCGUUCAACCAAGGUAGCAAGCAGGACGUCGAGGCUCUGGUUGAGUACAUCUAUGACAGCAAGAAGGGUCUCGGUUGGGACUUGGACUACAUUGUUCCUUUCGCCGCUAUCCCAGAGAAUGGCCGUGAGAUUGACAGCAUCGAUUCUAAGUCUGAGCUCGCGCACCGUAUCAUGUUGACCAACCUCGUCCGCCUGCUGGGCUCUGUCAAGACCAAGAAGUCUGAAAACGGAUUCAAUACUCGACCCGCUCAAGUCAUUCUCCCUCUGUCCCCCAAUCACGGCACCUUCGGUAAUGAUGGGCUCUACUCUGAGUCUAAACUGGCUUUGGAGACUUUGUUCAACAGAUGGUACUCAGAAAGCUGGGCUGACUAUCUCACCAUCUGUGGUGCCGUCAUCGGUUGGACCCGUGGAACUGGCCUCAUGAGCGGCAACAACAUUGUUGCAGACGGUGUUGAGAAGUUUGGUGUGCGGACAUUUUCCCAGCAGGAAAUGGCUUUCAACCUGUUAGGUCUCAUGGCCCCUGCAAUUGUUGAUCUUUGCCAGACUGAGCCUGUCUGGGCCGACCUCAACGGAGGCCUUCAAUUUUUGCCUGACCUCAAAGAUCUCAUGACUCGUCUCCGUGCGGAGAUCAUGGAGACAAGCGCAAUCCGACAGGCUGUGACUAAAGAGACUGCCAUCGAGAACCAGGUUGUCAACGGCGAAGACAGCGAGGCGCUCUACAAGAAGGUCACUAUCGAACCUAGAGCCAAUAUCAAGUUUGACUUCCCUAAGUUGCCCGAUUGGAAAGAAGACAUUGCUCCGCUCAAUGAUAGACUUAAGGGUAUGGUUGAUCUUGACAAGGUUGUCGUCGUGACCGGCUUUUCCGAGGUUGGACCCUGGGGCAACUCUCGUACCCGUUGGGAGAUGGAAGCAUUCGGCGAGUUCUCUCUGGAAGGAUGCGUCGAGAUGGCCUGGAUGACUGGUCUCAUCAAGAAUCAUAAUGGCCCUCUCAAGGGCAAGUCCUACUCAGGAUGGGUUGAUGCCAAGACAAACGAACCUGUUGAUGAUAAGGACGUGAAAGCCAAGUACGAGAAGCAGAUCUUGGAACACUCAGGUAUCCGACUCAUCGAGCCUGAAUUGUUCAACGGCUACGACCCGAAGAAGAAGCAACUCCUUCAGGAAAUCCAGAUCGAAGAAGAUCUCGACCCAUUCGAAGCUUCCAAGGAGACUGCCGAGGAAUUUAAGAGACAACACGGUGACAAGGUUGAAAUCUUCGAACUUGAAUCUGGCGAGUACACUGUCCGCCUCAGGAAGGGUGCUACUCUCCUCAUCCCUAAGGCUCUUCGGUUCGACAGGCUUGUUGCUGGUCAAAUUCCAACCGGCUGGAAUGCAAAGCAUUACGGUGUUCCGGAUGAUAUUAUCUCCCAGGUUGACCCCGUCACGCUCUUUGUUCUGGUCUGUACCGUCGAAGCUCUCCUUGCAUCUGGUAUCACCGACCCGUACGAGUUCUACAAGUAUGUCCACCUUUCUGAGGUCGGAAACUGUGUAGGUUCUGGUAUUGGUGGUACUACUGCCCUCCGUGGAAUGUACAAAGACAGAUUCAUGGACAAGCCUGUUCAGAAGGAUAUCCUGCAGGAAUCGUUUAUCAAUACCAUGGCCGCUUGGGUCAACAUGUUGCUUUUGUCGUCUACUGGCCCAAUCAAGACUCCUGUCGGUGCUUGUGCAACUGCUGUCGAGUCUAUUGAUAUUGGAUACGAGACCAUUGUUGAAGGAAAAGCUCGUGUUUGCUUCGUUGGUGGUUUCGAUGACUUCCAGGAAGAAGGCUCCUACGAAUUCGCGAACAUGAAGGCCACCAGUAAUGCGGAAGACGAAUUUGCCCACGGUCGCACACCCAAGGAGAUGUCUCGACCUACCACGACCACCAGAAAUGGUUUCAUGGAGUCUCAAGGUUGCGGUAUGCAAAUCAUUAUGACUGCUCGUCUAGCUUUGGAUAUGGGUACCCCUAUCUACGGUAUCCUUGGCUUGGUUUCCACCGCCACUGACAAGAUUGGUCGGUCUGUACCUGCGCCUGGACAGGGUGUGUUGACAACUGCCCGCGAGAAUGCGGGUAAAUUCCCCUCUCCAUUACUCGACAUCAACUACCGCAGACGACAGCUUGAGCAUCGACGACGUGCUAUCAAGAACUGGCAAGAAUCUGAACUUUUGUAUCUCCACGAAGAGGUUGCCGCCAUGAAGUCCCAAGCCGGGUUUGGAUUCGAUGAGAAGACAUAUCUUGAAGAACGUGCCGCCCACAUCGAGCGUGAAGCCAUCCGGCAAGAGAAGGAAGCCCAAAACAGCUUGGGCAACAACUUUUGGAAACAAGAUUCCACGAUCGCUCCUCUCCGUGGUGCUCUGGCUACCUGGGGUCUGACCAUUGACGACCUGGACGUUGCUUCAUUCCACGGUACCUCGACAGUAGCAAAUGACAAGAACGAGUCUGAAGUCAUCUGCAAGCAGAUGGCGCAUUUGGGCCGUAAGAAGGGCAAUGCUCUGCUUGGUAUCUUCCAGAAGUACCUCACUGGCCAUCCUAAAGGUGCAGCUGGUGCAUGGAUGUUCAACGGCUGCUUGCAAGUCUUGAACAGUGGUAUUGUUCCAGGGAACCGCAAUGCAGACAACGUGGAUCAAGUCAUGGAGAAGUAUGAUUACAUCGUCUACCCAAGCCGCUCAAUGCAAACCGAUGGUGUCAAGGCGUUCUCUGUGACCUCAUUCGGUUUCGGCCAAAAGGGAGCUCAGGCAAUUGGCAUCCACCCCAAGUACCUGUACGCCGCUCUCGAUCAAGCAGAAUUCCAGAGAUACAAGCUCAAGGUCGAGGCUCGUCAAAAGAAAGCCUACCGAUUUUUCCACAAUGGCAUGAUCAACAACACUCUCUUCGUGGCCAAGACCCACGCGCCAUACCCUGAUGAGCUGAUGCAGGACGUAUUCUUGAACCCUGAUCAGCGGGUGAUUGCUGACAAGAAAUCUGGCGAGCUCAUCUACAACUCGAGUCUCCCUCAGAAAACAUUGAGUUCCAGUGCUCUCGAAACCAAGGCAAUGCUCGAGUCGCUCACCCAAGCAAGUGCCAAAGAAGGAUCAAAAGUCGGUGUCGAUGUUGAGGACAUUCGAGCGAUCAAUAUCGAAAACGACACCUUUGUCAAGAGGAACUUUACUGACGCUGAGCAAGCCUACUGUAACAAGGCUGCUUCUCCUCAGGCUUCCUAUGCUGGCCGCUGGAGUGCCAAGGAAGCCGUUUUCAAAUCAUUGGGCGUCUGCAGCAAGGGAGCAGGUGCUCCUCUGCAAGAUAUUGAGAUCUUGAGUGAUGAAAAUGGCGCACCCAAAGUGUCGUUGCAUGGAGCCGCAUUGCAGGCGGCUAAGGAGGCCGGCGUGAAGAACGUCAACGUCAGCAUCAGCCACAGCGAGAGUCAAGCUAUUGCCGUUGCUGUAUCGGCGUUCUAG